Messenger RNA from Mya arenaria, 3208 nucleotides. RefSeq names its product transcription intermediary factor 1-beta-like. Lineage: Eukaryota; Metazoa; Mollusca; Bivalvia; Myida; Myidae. The transcript is spliced from 6 exons. Gene Ontology annotation, molecular function: protein kinase C binding; K63-linked polyubiquitin modification-dependent protein binding; zinc ion binding. Gene Ontology annotation, cellular component: amphisome; aggresome. The coding region runs from base 50 to 1333 and encodes 427 amino acids. Gene Ontology annotation, biological process: mitophagy; aggrephagy; endosome organization. The record is from RefSeq and is a predicted model, not a curated record.
ACUUCCCUCUACGAGGAAUAUACUUGUGUUUCAUUUAAAAGUUUGUCCGAUGGAGGUGUCUGGAAGACAAAGGCUCUCUGAAUUAGACCUAGCAUCCGACGAAGAUUGCCGUCCGUGCCAGCCAUGUCAAUAUUCAGGAAAACAGACGGUCUCAAAGGGCUUUUGCAAGGAAUGCGAGGAAUACGUUUGUGGACAAUGUAUUAAGUACCACCAAAGUCUGAAAGCAACAAGAGGUCAUACUAUUUUGGCAGUAGAUGAAGAUUUUAAACCUCAAGGACAAACCCAAAGCAAAAAUUGGAACUGUGAAAAACAUGCAGAAGAGCAAGUAAAGUUUUUUUGCCCAAAUCAUUCAAGGCUUGGAUGCAACGUUUGCAUGGUUUUAGAGCAUAAAACCUGUGACGUAGCGUAUAUUUCAAACGUUGCUAAGGAUUUUCAGGCAAGCGACACUUUCCGCAAAUUUUCAACUCAACUAUCGAAAUUUGAAACUGAUGUUGAAACACUAAAGCACACACUGAACAAGAAUGGAGAGAACGUUGAUGCUUUUGCUCUGAGGGAAAUAGAAACUCUGAAAAGGUUCCGAGAUGAAAUCAAUGCUCUUCUUGAUAAAAAGGAAACCGCUUUGCUAGACAGAAUAAAGGUUUUGAAGAAACAAACUGAACACAUUUUGGAAAGCUCAAAGCAAGGUUUGCAAUCCAUUCGGUCGGAGUUUCAAGCAUUCCAGAAGGUGUUUAACGAUAAACAAGAGGAUAGCAGCAAGUUGUUUAUAUCUUACCAUUUAGCACACCAUAAAAUCUCGGAGCUGGAAAAUCAACUUCAUAGUAUUGCUUCAGAGAGUCAACAGGUUCAGGAAUAUCACUUUGAAAAGGAUACUAAAUUGUUAUCAGUUUUAAAAUCAUCGACAGCUUUUGGAAGGAUAGCAUUGAACGAAGGUGGAACCGAUGGAAAGAAAACAGGGGAUACCAAUGUUGUUCAUCAUGGAAUUUGGUGUGACGGCUGUAAUCAGAAACCCAUCAUUGGAAAUCGUCAUAAAUGCAAGACGUGUUUCGAUUACGAUUUGUGUGAUAGCUGUAUGAGUAAGAGUAUUCAUUGCGAGCACAAAUUCAAGAAGAUCACAGGACCCGUGACGAGCAAGAGCUCCAUCCAUGAUGUAACAGUUCAUCAUGCAGUUUGGUGUGACGGCUCUGAUCAGAAACCCAUCAUUGGAAAUCGUCAUAAAUGCAAGACGUGUUUCGAUUACGAUUUGUGUGAAAGCUGUAUGAGUAAGAGUAUUCAUUGCGAGCACAAAUUCAAGAAGAUCACAGGACCCGUGACGAGGAAGAGCUCCAACCAUUAAGAGGUUUGCGCUGGACUUAUAUUGCGAGCAUGAAACAAAACAGGAAUGAUCCCUGACCCUUCCUUACAUUAACGGUCUUUAUCUAUUCACUUAUAUUUGUACAGACGUUCUGUUACAUAUCAAUGAAACGAAAUUAUGUUUUUUAUUUUUAAAAUAAUAAGUCACUUUCUCAGUAAUUUAUCAAAAGAAAUAUCAUGGAUUAGUACUGUAGACGUAUAUCUGUCUUGUGAUUGGUAAAGGAGACCCAUUCAAAUACAGUAUAGAUGAAAAGCCAUUGUAUUUCAUUAGAGAGUUAUUUUACAUUCCACCCGUGUUUAUACCACGGAAGCAAAAAGUGGCUCGAGCUCUUUAAAGAGUUGUAUAUAAAAAACAAUGAUAUAUCCGAGCUUGAGCAUAAUAGCGGACAUCUUUAUAAAACGUAUUGGCUCAGCCUCCAUGCUUUGGCUAAAGCUCCCUGAUUUUGGCUCCAGCUCAACCCAGAAAAGUAUAAACAUGUUUAUUCCGGUGAACAGGAGGACAUAUUCAUUCCCGACAAAAUAAUAGCACUUGAUAAAACUGUUUUUAUCUUAAAUGUCAGCUUCUUAGUACAGAUCAGCUAAAUAGUAAUGAAAAUGUUGUACAUUAGUUUGUAAACAUGUAUGUGUUUGAUUGUUUGAUUGUGUGUAUACUAUUUACCGGUUUUCCAUUCACCUCCCUUUUUAUUUUGUGCUUAUACAUAUUGCUUACAGUUGUUCUGUAUCGUGCAACAUUAUAAAUGAUGCAUUUAUAUUACCUUAUAUAAUUACAUAUUUUGUAUAUUACACGCCAUUUCAUUUUUCCAAUUGUUGAUUUUUUUCUAAUAAUUUAACCUAAAUUAAAAUUUCAAAUCGAUUUCGAAUCUAUAACUCUAACAGUGUAACUAACAUGUUAACACUGCUGCUAACAGUGUUGCACUUAUAACUUCUGUAAACAGUGCUGUACAUAUAAUUGCUGUAAACAGAGUUGCACUUAUCAUUGCUGUAAAUAGAGUUGCACUUAUCAUUUCUGUAAACAGUGUUGCACUUAUCAUUGCUCUUAACAGUGUUGCACUUACAAUUGUGGUUCACUGAUUAUUGCUGCCCAAAACUGAUGCUGAUAUUUUCAUACUUUGAAUGUAAAUAACAUGCUUUGGAAUGAACUCCUUUCCAGAACAAUUUUCCCCAAAAAAUAUUUCAACUGAUAUUCCCAGGAGCCAGUUUCAUUUAAGGUAUUGUCAUAAUCCAAAUUUUGAUAAUUUACUGUUUGUGUGAAUUGAUAUUUUGCUAGUAUCAAAUUUGAAAACAAAUGCGGGAAAUGAAACAAAAUUAACAAGUUGCCGUCCAUGAUGUCCUUUAAAAAAGAUUUAAAGAAUUUUCAUCAAUUGUGGUCAGUGCAAUUUGGAUUUAAAAACAUUAUCAAAAGAAGAAAUAAGAGAAUGUACAGUUGUAACCUUUUAUUCAUUAGUGUUCAAUAAAUAACACUGAAAUCAUAGAGCUCAUUUUCUAUGCAUAUACAUUUAUAUACAAAGACCUGAAAUUACUAAAUGAAAUACUAUAUAUUGCUUUGUAUAACAAAACAAAGGUCAUUCCUACCAAUAUUUCAUUGUCCUGAAACAUCAUGUUUAUAUGAUUUUACUGCCCAACCUGGAACUAUUAAUCUACCAAUACUCAUGAUUGAUUUAAAAAAUAAAUGUUCUUUGUCAGUUUGCAAGUUAUUUCUAACUUGAGCUUUUAAGGAAGUCAUGGAUACCCCUGUUAAUGCAUUGACAUAGAAUACAAUGGAUUGACUAUGAAAAAGCAAAUAUUAAAAUUACUAUAUGUCACUAUGUUUUAGAAACAAAUGCGUUAAUGAUGUAAUAUGUACCUGUCAAAAACAUUU